This is a messenger RNA of Tilletiopsis washingtonensis, 2183 nucleotides long. RefSeq names its product LAG1-domain-containing protein. Gene Ontology annotation, molecular function: sphingosine N-acyltransferase activity. The transcript is spliced from 5 exons. Gene Ontology annotation, cellular component: membrane. Gene Ontology annotation, biological process: ceramide biosynthetic process. Lineage: Eukaryota; Fungi; Basidiomycota; Exobasidiomycetes; Entylomatales. The record is from RefSeq and is a predicted model, not a curated record. Bases 199 to 1923 code for a protein of 574 amino acids.
CCUCGAGCUUCUUCCUUUGCUCGCUGCCUCUCGCCCCACGUCGCUGCUGCCGUUCGUCUCGUGUGCGCUCGUCCAUCUCUCGCCAGUGUCGUCCUCGCUACUCGCUCACCCAACCCGGACUCUCCCUUGCGCUUCGUGCGCUCACACGGAUCCUCGCCGGCUGCGCUUCUCGCAGCUCACCUUGCUCGCCGGAGCACCAUGGCCGCGGCAAAGAGCGCGCGUGCCCGUGGGCGCCGCAGCUCGGCCGCCGCCGCAGCGUCCGCCGUGGUGCCAGCUCCAGCCGCGGCACGCAAGCCGCCAAGCGCACGCCCAGGCAAGCUGCGCUCCGGCAAGCUCGGCGCCACGCAGAAGGAGAUGCAGGCCGACUGGCUGCUCGACCGGCAGAUCGACCUGCCGCUCUACGGCAUCGCCUCGCUGCUCAUCAUGCAUGCGCUCUCGGGCACGUCGUCGCUAUCGCUGGCGCACCUGACGACGCACCUGCCGCACUCGCUGCAGGUGCUCAUCCCCGCGUGGGCGCGGCACCUGCCGUCGCUGGCGCCGUUUGCCAGCGACGUGCCCAACGCCUCGCACAACUCCAAGAUGCGCGCCGGCGGCGCGGCCGGGCUCAACUCCAUCUGGGAGGCCACGACGGGCGCGGCGGGCCCGUUCCGCAGCGACGCCGCCGGCUUUGGACACCCGCUCAGCGCGCUGCACUCCUUCACGCGCGCCUGUCUGGGCCUCUCGUACGCCGUGCCAGACGCGCGCAAGUCGCCCGUCUCGGCGGCGGCACACGCGGCCGGCCUGCCGCUGCCGCAGUCGCACCGCAGCGCCAACUCGGAGCCGUGGGCGUGGCUGGUGGGCGGGCCGGGCGUCAUGUACGACAAGGGCAUCAAGGAUGCGCUCUUUGUGCUGACGGGCAUCCUCGUCUUCACGACGCUGCGUGCCGCCACAAUCAAGCACGUCCUCGCGCCGCUGGGCGAGCACGUCACCUGCCCGCCCGACGCGCCCGCAAGCGCCGGCUCGGGCGCUCGCGCCGUGCAGAAGCGCAAGGAGAAGGCGGCGCGCCAGAAGCGUGCCACGGUGCAGCGCUUUGCCGAGCAGGGGUGGAACGUCAUCUACUAUAGUGCCAGCCUGUCGUUUGGCCUGUACCUGGCGUACAACUCUUCCUACUGGCUCAACACCAAGGGCAUCUGGGAAGACUGGCCAGUGCGGCAGCUCGACCGCUGGACGAAGUUCUACUACCUCGCGCAGUGCGCCUUCUGGUUCCAGCAGCUCUUCGUUCUCAACGUCGAGGCGCGGCGCAAGGACCACCUGCAGAUGUUCAGCCACCACAUCAUCACCAUCCUGCUCAUGCUCGGCUCGUACUGCUCGCACUUUACGCGCGUCGGCAAUGCCGUGCUGGUGCUCAUGGAUCCGAGCGACAUUAUGCUCUCGGGCGCAAAGUGCCUGCGCUACAUGGGCUUCACGACGGGCUGCGACGUGGCAUUUGGCCUCUUCAUGCUCUCGUGGAUCGUCACGCGCCAAGUGCUCUACCCGAUGCUCAUCUGGUCGUGCAUCGAGCCGGCGAACCGCAUGCAGCCCGGCCUGCUCUCGCGCCUCGACUUCGACCCGCCGUUCCUGGGCUUCCGCGAUCCGGUGCGCGGCAGCCUCGUGUAUCUGCUCAUUGCGCUGCAGGGCAUCCUGCUCGUCUGGUUCGGCAUGAUUGUGCGCGUCGCAUGGCGCGUCGUCUCGGGCAACGGCGCCGAAGACACGCGCAGCGACGCCGAGGAGGAGGAGGAGGAGGAGAGCGAGGGCCAGGAGAAGAGUGCGGCAGGCGCGUCGACACAACAGGCUGUCCCCUCGCGGCCACUGCUGGCGCAGAGCGAUGCGGCACAGCCAAGGAUACCCGAAGCCUCGUCUUCAGCGCGGCCCAGCAGCUCGCAAGGACGUCGGCGCGCACGGUGAUGCGCAAUGCCCGCCGUCGCUUCGCAUCUCAUUGCUCCUGGCCACACCCGCAUCCUCGCGCCCUGCUGCCCGUGCCCUGAACCCACUCCUUUCAUGCUAUAUUGACGAUUCUUUCAAUCAUUGCGCUUCUGACUGCCACAUGCACUCUCCUUUGAGCAGUCGCGACUUAUCGGGCGGAUGGUACCUGCGCCGGCUCAGCAGCCGGACCUAGCACUCCCGCAGGGCCAAGGCCCACUGCGACCUCAUGGCCGCCUCGCAAG